This is a messenger RNA of Dicentrarchus labrax (European seabass), 1384 nucleotides long. Its product is annotated as odorant receptor 131-2-like. NCBI's taxonomy places the organism in Eukaryota, Metazoa, Chordata, Actinopteri, Moronidae. Gene Ontology annotation, cellular component: membrane. The transcript is spliced from 2 exons. Gene Ontology annotation, molecular function: G protein-coupled receptor activity. The coding region runs from base 429 to 1355 and encodes 308 amino acids. Gene Ontology annotation, biological process: G protein-coupled receptor signaling pathway. The record is from RefSeq and is a predicted model, not a curated record.
UGUUCUGUCCUGGUUUCCGUGUUUCCCUUUAGCUUGCCAUGGAUAUGGCGUAAAGAAAAUGAACUCUUAUAAUAAUAUUAUAUUUGAAGCAAACUUGAAGAAGACCAACUUCAGUCCCCAGAGUCUCUCCAGAUCUCUAUCUUUCUGACUAUGGCUAGCCAAUGAGGGGGACUGGCCUAGCAGUCAGUUAUGAUGACGACAGUGGUGAGUAAGUUAUUCGGAGACGUUCUAGUCUUUAAAAAGUCAUCAUGCGCAGCCCUGUCUCAGAAGACAUCCGUGUUUGGAACAGCAGGAAGGGUUGGGUGCUGUAUUUUAACCAGCAUCACCACUUCAGAGAAGUUUGAGAUUGGAAUUCAUUUACUGAAACAAUCUCAAUUUCUUUUGACACACAUAUUUAAUAAUGACACUUUAAUGCUAAAAACUAAUAGAUGGCAAAUAACAGCUCAUUGGGUGGUGGUGAGUCCUUGCAACGGCAGAUCAAUGACCAGGUCAUUAUUGUGCUGAUCCUGGUGAUAAUGUUUCUUUGCAUCAACAUGUUGCUCAUUGUGACUUUUUUUAGAAAGGAGUGCUUCCGCACAACUACACGCUACAUCUUAUUUGCUGUUACAUUACUGUCUGAUAGCUUGUUGUUAUUCAUGUCUGCUAUACUUCUCAUCAUGAGCUAUUUUCGUUUCAUUAUGCAAGUUUGGUUGUGUAUUAUUAUCUGCAUCGUUGUACUUGUGUAUCUUACAGUCACUCCAGUUACUCUGACAGCAAUGACCCUGGAGCGCUACGUUGCCAUUUGCAUGCCCCUGCGGCAUGCAGAGCUGUGCUCCACUCGCAGCACUAUACAUUGCAUCCUCAUCAUUCACGGCCUCAGCUCUGUACCCUGCAUUGUUAUUCUCUCUGCCUUCUUUGCAUCAGCAUCUCUUAGCAUGUACAAACACUAUAAGGUAUGUUCUGUGGAGAUGUUCAUGUUGUACAGGUGGCACGAUCAUCUUAGGUCAGCUGUUAGUCAGUUUUACUUCUUGAUCAUGUGUAUCAUCAUUUUAUUCUCUUAUGUUAAAAUAAUGAAAGUGGCCAAAGCUGCAUCAGGAGAGAAUAAAAAGUCAACAUGGAAAGGGCUGAGAACAGUAAUUCUUCAUGGUUUCCAGCUGCUCCUCUGUCUUAUCCAGCUGUGGUGUCCAUUUAUAGAAGCUACUGUACUUCAAACUGAUUUCUUGUUGUUUGUUCAAGUCAGGUACUUUAAUUACAUAAUGUUUGGUCUUGUUCCAAGAUGUCUCAGUCCUCUCAUUUAUGGCCUCAGGGAUGAAAAGUUUUUUCUUGAGCUGAAAAGCAAUGUCUUCUUUGUCUUCUAUAAAAAAAAUAUUGUUUGACAAAUUAAAGAAAUUGUUUUCCAACAGAA